ACAGUGAUCAACCCAAACAGGGCAUUCAUUAUUUAACUGUAAACAACCAGGGAGAUGAUGGGCAUAGAGAGCCGGGGGCUUAAUCUGCCAAGAAGGAAGCAGCAAACAUGCUUCCUUGUGCUCGCUUUACGAGUACGAGCCCUUCAGAUAGAUUUUCCACCACCUACAGCACAGACUUCAGCCCAAUCAGUACACACAACCCACAGCUGAAUGCCAGAACUGCAGCUGGACAAGAAUUAACCAGAUCACUUCAGUCUGAACGUGAAACGUUGCCUGUGUUGUAUCGUCACUUCUACACAACCACCACCACCCCUGGUGGCUCAGCUGUUGGCUCUCAGCCUCCCUCCGGUGCCCUUUUUCCUUCCUUUUUACCUUCAUUCGGCUGCUUAACUCCAUCAUUUUCUGAGGAACUCAGGGACGCUGGCUAUGGGGAUGAAGAGGUUGCAUUGCAAGAACUGGGAACUGGGACUCUGGUCUCAUUUGGCUUUGAGGGCAAAGAUCCACGGCAGAACGUCUGUGGUCCAAGGGCAUACCCGUUUAAGCAGCACAAGGAUGAGCCAAAGUGGAAGACUGAUGUUCACUACGAGGAGGGUGUGGUCCGGUUAUCGCCGUACAGAGGUCCCAUCGGAUAUGAGGAGUUCCUGCAGCAUUUGCUCAGAGAAACUAGACCACCUCCCCUCCUCACCCUUCCAAUGGCCUCGAGUUCCUUUAUCAGGCAGAGUCAUAACACAGAUUCAAAAACCAGGGAGAACCGUUUGAGCAUCCAAAGCCCAGCUGUGCAGAACAGCCCUUUCCUUCAGCGUUCCUCCAGACAGUGCCGUUACUGUGGAUGGAAAUCAUUUAGUUGCUGCUGUGGGACGCAGAAUGUCCCUCGUCAAAUCUGUCAGAGCAGCUUCCAACCACUGGCCCAUGGGCAGCGGAGCAGUGCCUGGACAGAGCCCAGCAGGAAGCAACCACUGACAGAGUAUCAGGCCAGCUAUUCUGCUCAGUGGGCCCAGCCUAAGAUCUGUCAGAUUUAACGUCGUCUUCCUCCUUGUCACAGAAACAACCCCCAAUACACACCUAAAGAAAA
Girardinichthys multiradiatus is the source of this 1072-nucleotide messenger RNA. RefSeq lists its product as uncharacterized. The transcript has 9 exons. NCBI's taxonomy places the organism in Eukaryota, Metazoa, Chordata, Actinopteri, Cyprinodontiformes, Goodeidae. Bases 108 to 1019 code for a protein of 303 amino acids. The record is from RefSeq and is a predicted model, not a curated record.